UGAGUCUGGGGAUUGUUGCGUCUGGCAACCGAGCUCAGACCUCCGUCGGGCUGGGCUCAGCUUUCCCGCUGGUCUCCCCGAAAGUGACAGAGGCUUUCGUAUCGCGCAAGCCCCCUCCUGGUCGCCCCGAGAGUCCCCUUUUUCUGGUGCCUCGUAGGGAUGCUUUUGGUGAUCCUCGUGCUCCUGCUGCCCUCCGUCUCAGAUGCCUGUGGUGAUCCACCAAGGUUUGAAACUAUGAGGCUCCGGGGUGCGCCUAAACCCAGAUAUCGUCCUGGGGAACGUGUACAAUAUGACUGUCGCCUAGGUUUCAAGCCCAUAAUUCCUCUUCGUCCCAGAUCUGCUGUUUGUGAGGAUGACAAUACAUGGUCAGCUCUCGAGGAAGCCUGUACAAGAAAAUCAUGCCCUAAUCUGGGGGAUCCAGUGAACGGUCAAGUUUACUUCGUCAAUGGAAGUAUUCUGUUUGGUUCACAGGCUCACUUUGUUUGUAAUCAGGGUUUUUAUCUGAUUGGAGCAAGAAUUCUAUAUUGUGAAAUUUCUGAAAAUAAUGUGCACUGGAAUGAUGAUUCCCCAAUAUGUGAAAAGAUUUUGUGUUCCACACCUGGAAAUAUAAAAAAUGGAAGAUUUACCGUUUACAAGGAUGAAUAUCAGUACAAUGAGGUAGUAACUUAUAUGUGUGAUCCUUCAAAUGGACCAGAUGAAUAUUCUCUUGUUGGAGAGAGUAGGCUUAUUUGUGUUGAUUAUGACAGAUGGAGCAGUGAUCCUCCGGAGUGUAAAGUGGUCAAAUGUGACUAUCCAGUUGUUGAACAUGGAAUGAUAUUAUCAGGAUUUAGAAGAAAAUUUUACUACAAAGCGCAAGUUGUAUUUAAAUGUAACCAGGGUUUUUCCCUUCAUGGCAGCAGCACAAUUGUCUGUAACGCAAACAGUGUUUGGGAGCCCAAGUUACCAACGUGUACUAAAGCGCCAAUUGCUGCUACUACUGAGCCUUCACCUACCCAUGCUUCAGUGUUUGGUUUUGAUGAAACCCAGCAUGUCUGGGCUUUUGGCGUCACAUCCGAGAAAUCACUGCAGACCCCACAUCCUGAAGCUGUCCUCCAUGUUCUCUAA
This is a messenger RNA of Bubalus bubalis (water buffalo), 1104 nucleotides long. Its product is annotated as membrane cofactor protein-like. The record is from RefSeq and is a predicted model, not a curated record. Gene Ontology annotation, biological process: negative regulation of complement activation, classical pathway. The coding region runs from base 160 to 1104 and encodes 314 amino acids. The transcript has 8 exons. Lineage: Eukaryota; Metazoa; Chordata; Mammalia; Artiodactyla; Bovidae. Gene Ontology annotation, cellular component: cell surface.